Penicillium samsonianum is the source of this 939-nucleotide messenger RNA. Its product is annotated as dihydrodipicolinate synthase family protein. The transcript has a single exon. Bases 1 to 939 code for a protein of 312 amino acids. The record is from RefSeq and is a predicted model, not a curated record. Gene Ontology annotation, molecular function: 4-hydroxy-tetrahydrodipicolinate synthase activity. Lineage: Eukaryota; Fungi; Ascomycota; Eurotiomycetes; Eurotiales; Aspergillaceae.
AUGACCAACGGAACCAAGCGAAAUCCCCUCCCCCACGGUGUUUACGUCCCCACCGUAGCAUUCUUCAAGCCCGACGAAGAAGUCGAUCUCGCAACAGUCGAGAAGCACGCCGUCUAUCUCGCCCGCAGCGGGGUAACCGGCCUAGUAACUCAGGGCAGCAAUGGCGAAGCCGUGCACCUAGAUCGCGAAGAGCGCAAGGCAAUCACAGCCGCCACACGUCGCGCCGUCGACGCAGCCGGCUACACCAGCAUGCCAGUGAUCGCCGGCACCGGUGCCGCCUCAACUCGUGAGACCAUCCAGCUCUGCCAGGACUCCGGCGCAGCAGGCGCCGACGCAGUCCUCGUGCUCCCACCCAGCUACUACAAGGCGCUCGUGAGCGCCGAGUCCAUGCACGCCCACUUCCGGGCCGUGGCCGAUGCCUCGCCCGUCCCCGUUCUCAUCUACAACUUCCCCGGCGUGCAGUCCGGUCUCGAUCUCAGCUCAGAAGAUAUCUUGACUCUUGCAGAACACCCCAAUAUCAUCGGGUGCAAGCUCACGUGCGGUAACACGGGUAAGCUUGCCCGUGUUGCGGCGGCGAAGCCUGAUUUCUUGACUUUUGGUGGCUCGGCCGAUUUCACGCUGCAGACGCUUAUUGUUGGAGGGGCGGGCAUUAUUGGUGGCGUUGCCAAUAUGAUUCCUCGCUCGUGUGUGCGUGUUAUGGAGUUGUAUCGUGCGGGCAAGGUUCAGGAGGCGCAAAAGGUGCAGGCUGUUGUUGCGCGCGCCGACUGGGCUGCUAUCCAUGGUGGCUUUAUCGCUGUUAAGACUGGCUUGCAAUCCUACCGUGGAUACGGUGGUCUUCCUCGGCGGCCUUGUGUCGUGCCCUCUGCGAAGGCUGCGGCAGCCAUCCAGGAGGAGUUCCGGGAGGGGAUGGAGUUGGAAAAGUCGUUGGAGACAGUCUAA